UAAUGAGACAGAAAUGCGUUAGAAGUUCUUCGAUCAAGGCGUCGACGGUAACAAGUCUGUUAUUCGUUAGUCUAAGUUGCGGAUUUCUUGUGAAUGCAGCCAACAUAUAGAAGCAUCUAUCUCAGCCUACAACCUAAACCUGACAUACUUAUUGAGAGCUGGAACUAUCCCGAGAUAGCCAUGAUGGUUACCUUUCAUAGUCUGAUCACGGCUUUCUUUCUUCUCACCCCCGCAACUUGGGCGCUCCCACACCCAUUCGAAACUGCCGUCACGGUGACGAUUAUUGACUCUACGGAGGCACCCCCCGGAGGAUACGGACACCCCCCGGCCAGCACUCCCACUCCGACCGGGAUCACGAAUUCGACGACGAGCGCGACGGCGCCACCAACUACGACAUUUCCCUUAUCAUCCUCUGCGUCGUCGUCCCAGGGUAGUUUUACGGGACACUGCGAUUACAGCUACUGUAAUUCCGGCAGCAAUGUUUGCUUUUAUUGGGCCGGGUACACGUCGUGGGACGUAUCGCGAGGCCCGAUACCUGGCGAAGUUCCUACCAUCCUUGGGCCUUGCUAAGUUGGAUGACGGGGGUGGAUUGAGCUAUAUCUCUUGGAGAUGCCGAGGCGGUGGGUGAAUUUUACUAGAUGUGAUUAGGAAUAGGUAUAGGGGCGAGCAUUCUGAGUACCUUGGGCAAUCCUAUCAUUCCUUGAAAAGGUCGUGGGCAAUAAGAACCGCAUGGAAAGGAAAUUCAAGGGGGACAGUCAGAUCUGUCGUCCAUAUAUAGGUACAUUUGGAGCUGAACUACUUAAAUACAUGAACACCGUUCAACCGUU
Molecule: messenger RNA, 827 nt
Organism: Daldinia loculata
Lineage: Eukaryota; Fungi; Ascomycota; Sordariomycetes; Xylariales; Hypoxylaceae
Exons: 1
Coding region: 94-570 (158 amino acids)
Source: RefSeq, a predicted model, not a curated record